UCCCUGCAGUCGGAGAACCCGCCGUACCCGCGGGCAGGGACCCUCGGGCGGCCGGCGGUGCCCCGGGGAUGGUGCUGUCGAUGGCGCCGCAGCGGCACACGAGCUGCUCCCCUGCGCUCCCCGCUCGGCCCCGGCCCGGCCCGGUCCUCCCCGGCGCCAUUUUGCGGAGGCGAGGCCCGUGAGGCGGCCCUGCCGGGGAGGCGGCGGCGCAGGCUUGAAUAGCUUGUAAUGAACAUCAUCAUUGGCAAAUGCAAUGGAAGAGGGCAAGGCCGAAGACGUCCAGAGUGUUCUGCGACUUAAUGUGCGAGGAUGUUUGUACACAGCCAGGCGUGAGUCCUUGUGUCGCUUUAAGGACUCAAUGCUGGCUUCUAUGUUUAGUGGACGCUUUCCUCUAAAAGUGGAUGAAUCAGGAGCAUGUCUAAUUGAUCGAGAUGGAAGCCUGUUUAAAUAUCUUUUGGAUUAUCUUCAUGGAGAAGUUCGGAUUCCUGGAGAUGAACAAAUUCGAAUUGCACUGCAGGAAGAAGCAGAUUAUUUUGGAAUCCCUUAUCCAUACAGUCUGUCUGACCAUUUGGCCAAUGAAAUGGAGACAUAUUCUUCAAGGUCAAAUAUAGAGCUUAAAAAGGCUUUGUUAGAUUUCUGUGAUUCUUAUGAUUUAGUUUGUACCAAGCCUACAGUGUGGGUCCUGCACUAUCUCAACACAUCUGGAGCCAGCUGUGAAAGUAAAAUUCUGGGUGUGUAUGCCACCAGAGCUGAUGGGACUGAUGCAAUUAAUAAGGCGCUAGGAACGAAAAUUCACAGUAAAAGCAUGUACAAAAGAGAAGCUGGAAAUAAUGUCCAGUACAUCUGGAGCUAUUACUCAGUUGCUGAACUGAAAAAGAUGAUGGAUGCUUUCGAUGCCUGGGAAGGGAGAGGUGUCAGCUACUGGAGAGUGCCCCAGGAGCUGAUUGAAUGUUGGACUCUUGAGGAACGCCCUCUGAAAGGCAGUUUGCAUCAUAUGCCACCAGUUUAUAAAAGACGACUAACUGACUGUACUGAAGAGGAAGACUGUUUGCCAUCUAAAGUGGGUCCCAAGCCAAUCAGAUUCUCAGGUCCCUCAACAAGUACCCACAUCAAAGUCAAGAAUUCAGCUUCACUAAAGGUAGCUGCUUGCAGGGCUUCACGUUCUGCAGCAACUCUUAAACGACCCAACAGUGAAAGUUUGACACUGCACAGAGAAGCUUCUGAAACCACACCCACAACAUGCACACUGGUGCCCAGCAAUGCCCAGGUGCCCUGUGGAAGGCAGAGUGCUGGCAGUGGGACACCAAGCCAAAUGACAGUCAAGAUGGCAGGGCCUGCAAACAGCCGUGUAGUGAAGCUGAAACGAACUCCACUUCUUGUGACACCAUCUCAGCCACCGCCCUCUGUAGCCAGUAAAACAAGUGAACAGGACAGUGCUGCUGGUGAAAUCCCUACAACUUCGGUGGCACUGAACAAGAAAGAACCAGCUGUAUUAGCAGAAAGUAUUAUUAAGGAUGAUAAAGUGGAUGGAUAAUGUUUGACUCAGCCUGAUAGACCGGACAGCUUUGCAUCAUCGGGUCAAAGAAGAGAUCAUCGUCUCAUGUGGUCAUUUAUCAAAGAUUAGGUGUAAAAUGGUGAUGGAAUUCAUGAAAAGCAUAUGAAGAAAUUGUUUCAAGUGAGCACUGAAGUGUGUUUUCUUCUUUAAAUUUUUUUUAGAUUUUGGGAAGGGAGAAAGAAAAACAGAUUAAAAAAAACCCUCAAACAUUGGGCAUGUGCAGUUUAAUGUUCCAGUAUCUCACAUUCUGUUGGGCUAUACUUUAAAGGGAGUACUUGCACAGCAUAAAGACAGACCUCUUUAUCAACUUCAACUACUGUUAACAGUAACUAGAGUUAACCUUAAUUUGUACCUUUAAGUGGGGAAAAAUAGAUAAAACCAAGUAGCUUUUCUUAGAUACAAGUUUGCUACAAGUGUGCAACACACUGAGUGCUGUGAAGACUCCAGGAAGUUCAGUGGUACUUCCUGGUACUUCUGGUGAGGGUAAAUCACCAUUUUUGUUAUUUAACAGCAAUGAAAGGGACCACCUUUGCUUGUAUUCGGUGAGGAAAUUCAGAAAUACAGGAAAGGAAGGAGCAUGCCUUGGGAGUAACAAGGCCAUUUUUCCCCAGAGACACACAUUUACUGCUUUGGCAGCAGGGGUGUGAUCUGGCACUGGUGGGAGGUGGCUGCAGCCGUGGUGUGUUGUGUCACAUCACUGUGGGGUGGGUUUUCUGGAGCUGCAGGAACCUCACAAGUCUGAGUUACAGUGGCCUUCCCGUGUCCUUCUGCAGGUCCUUUCCAAUUAGGAGGGGACAACCUCAGCUUCUGUGCAGCAAAGCACAGAAACUGAGGUUGGAGGUGCCCUGGGUUUUGCCCCCUCCUUCCCCCCAGGCAGGGCAGAGGAGACGUUCUUGUUCCAGGGCAAAUGCUGAGGAGUGGUGCUGAAAUGAAGAGCUGCUGGGUGUUUCUAUCAGGAGAGGAAAGGUGAAUGUGGAUCACUGAUUUUAAAGAGCCCUUUUAGUUGUUUAAAUCAGUGGACAAAAACUGGCUUUGUUUUGUACCCUUGCUUACAGUUGGGUGCUGGGGUUUUUUUUGCUGGUUUUACGAGUGCUUUUGCUCUUCCAGUGCAGUAAAUAGAGCUGUCUCUAAACACUGAGAGCAUUGCCAAAAUGCACCCUUCUUAACAUUCCUGAGACUAUUAGAGCUACAGAAGGGCUCUUUAAAUGUUUUAUUUUCUAGAUCACUUAGAAGCCAUCACAUUUUCUGGCUUUUCUCCUAACCAGAAGGAAUUGACACAUCACCUGCACAAGUAAAAACCCCAAUUUUUCAUGUACUAACAUAUUUUUAGGGAGACAUUUUGCCUUGAACAGUAGCCACUGUAAAGGUGUGCAGUACUGUCAUUCUCUGUGGUUGGUAUGUAUAUGAAAGACCAGCUGACCUUUAGAAUCUUUAAGCUAGAGGCUUUUCUUAAUAAACCUAAAGAUCACAAUACUGAGGCUCUUCCUAACUCGACAAAAAAACUUUCACUGAACAAAGGAAAAAUCAAAAAUUAUGGAAAUAUACAAACAUGAUAUUCUUUGAACAUGCAAUUCAUCAUGGAGACUAAGUCUGUGAAACUUGUUUUUCCUAAAGAUCUGGUUGAAAAGCAGUUUUUAGUACUUAUCUUCUGUGUGACCUUUUAUUCAGUAGCCGAGCACUUUACCACACACUUUUAAAUCUUUUUACAAAGCUUCCUAAAGCUUAUUUCUUUCCUCUUCAACUGUUGACAAAUUUAGAAAGCUUCUACAAACACAGAAUCACAGAAUAUCAUUCAGGUUAGAGAAGACUCUUGAGAUGACUGAAUCCAACUGUCACUAAAGCUCACAAAAAGUACAGAAUUUUGCAUGCAUUCAAGAAAAAAACUUUGAGAAUAAUCCUACAGGACUUUCUGAGUUUGCACUACCUCAGUGUUUAUUUAAUUAUUCUAGUAGCACAGUAUUUUUGGAGCAACAUUCAUGUCAUUUGCAGUGGCUUUAAUGAGCCUUCUCUCUGUCCUGGACAUACUAGCUUGUGGUUAAAAGAAUAAAAAACCACCAAAAAAGACUGCCUUGAAUUUCAAUAGAUGAAAGAGCAAAGUGGCUGUGGUGGAGAGGUAAAGAAAGAUCAAUUAUUUUUUGAGGGACUUGAUUUUAUUUAUUUAUUUUUAAUUGGACAUGGCCUUUUAACUUAACUGAGUAAGCUCUUCCAACAUGUUUUUUAUAUCACAGAAUCUUGUUAAGUUUCUCUUAACUGAUGGACUGGUAUUGAACAGUUUUAUCAUAGAUUAAUAGCAUUAACCUUCAUGUUGACUUUCACCAUAAUACCUUUGCCCUUAUCUACCCAAAGCCUUUUGGAAUGUGGAAACAAAAUUUCAUCUUCUCUGGGAGGCCAGUAGUUGAAAACAAAUUAAAUUUACCAGCCAAAGGAUGAGUUAUCCCUUAACCUGGCUAACAGAAUGUUUUUGGAGGCCUUGGGACAAGGAGCAGAAAUUCUGCAAGUCUGAGUUUGCUACUGGUUGAAAUUUCUUCAAAACUGUAUAGUCCCAAGUUUCUUGAAAGUCUGCCAACUGCAGACUUUCAUCUGUAUUUCACUUAAUAUUUCACUUAUCUGACUCAAGUGAAGGAUUCUUACUGCAUCUGCACUGACAAACUGUGACACACUGAGUGCACAGAUUGGACAGUUCAGCUGGGGAAACUGCUAAAGCUCACCUACAGUUUUAGAGUGGGACCAGAGGUGUUGUCGAGUGGUGUGACAAUGGUUUACUUUGAAUGAUUCUGAAAGUCAUUACAGCAGAGAUCAUGUUCAGAAAAGUCCAUGUUCAGAAGUGACUCCAAUUCAGUAAUCCAGGCUCUGAUAUGAGCACUGCAAAUGCUGACAGAGGGUAUCCCCAGUACAGUCUGAUGCCAUAAUUUUUUUCAUACAAAUGCUGUCAGUUUUCCAGUUGUUUAGUUCUUACUUUCACACUACAGUCUUUCCAAACCAUCAAUGAUAUGGCAUCAUAUGGGUUAAGGAGACAAGAAAAUCAUAAUUCCAACUUGGAUUUCUAUAAAAUUACUCCUCUGUGAUGACACGUCCAGAGGGCCAAUUAUCACCAAAACGUGAUUCAAAUAGAUGUGAUUCUACCUGUAUGUUUUGGAGUGUGGAGAACUCAUUUGUACUUGGUAUAAGCAUUAUUUCAUGUGAUAGGCAUAUGUUGUCACUGAUCCUCAGGGAGUGUUUUCAUCAGGUUUGUUUUUAGCUGAAGAGUCCUGGAAAUACCAAAGCUAACUCAUUUUUCUUUCAGAAUGUUCCAGUUAUUUCCCUACCAGCUCUUUCAGAGCACAAACAUACUCUUUUAAACCAGAUUACAUUAAAUUACUUAGAUAAUAAACAUUAUGUAGUUCAGAUCUUACUGUUUCUAAUAAAGAAAUCCUACCAUUACCCAGGAGUAAGCAGAUUUGGUCUACUUAUUUCCUCCCAGUCCAUGAAGGACAGAUUCUCACACAAUUAAAAUCAGGAGGCCAGUUAUGCUAUCAAAAACUUGGGAGGGAAGCUGGCUGUCUGUCCCUCAGCUGCAGUUACAGAGUCAAAACAUGGUUAGAAAUAAAACUGUAUAAAAGCCCCUCAAAAAACGAGAUUAAUUUUAGGCAGCAGCUGUCAAUAAAAGUUGUUAAGCAGUAGAAACAGGU
Molecule: messenger RNA, 5223 nt
Organism: Myiozetetes cayanensis
Lineage: Eukaryota; Metazoa; Chordata; Aves; Passeriformes; Tyrannidae
Gene: KCTD18
Product: potassium channel tetramerization domain containing 18
Exons: 7
Coding region: 254-1534 (426 amino acids)
Biological process (GO): protein homooligomerization
Source: RefSeq, a predicted model, not a curated record